This is a messenger RNA of Physella acuta, 5661 nucleotides long. Its product is annotated as ATP-binding cassette sub-family A member 2. Gene Ontology annotation, biological process: transmembrane transport. The record is from RefSeq and is a predicted model, not a curated record. NCBI's taxonomy places the organism in Eukaryota, Metazoa, Mollusca, Gastropoda, Physidae. Gene Ontology annotation, molecular function: ATP binding; ATP hydrolysis activity; ABC-type transporter activity. Gene Ontology annotation, cellular component: membrane.
AAACUACGUCAAUAUGAUUACCAAAAUUGAUAUAGCUCAGAAUGUAUUUGUGAAGUGUUAGAAAACCAUGUAAUUCCCAGUGUAUUGACUGAUACAAAAGAUACUAGACAAAAGCUGCACACAAUGUGAAGUUUAAAGCUUGCCAUAUUGUUUCUAUGGAUAUGCCAAGAAUGAGACUAAAAUAGUAUAGUGAUGACACCUAGUUGAAUAAACAGUGUAGAUAUGUUUCUGUUUAAGUUUAAGGUACAAGACUACUAAAGAAACCGGAAGCUGACGUCACGCACCCAUCAUGCCCGACGCCGUCGAGCUGAGGUCACAGUUCAGUGCCCUGAUGUACAAAAAUGCCAAGCUUAUUCAGAGGUCAAAGGCCAUGAUUCUGCUAGAAAUCGCGGUCUCAAUUUUUACCAUCUCGCUGUUCGUCAUGUUCAAUAUCUCCACCCCUGAUGUUGAGUUCUCUGCCAGACGCAAUGUACUCAACCCACUAGCCCGGAAGAAUACCAUAGCCUUCAUGCCUGAUACAGCUGGCUUUAGAACUCUCUUGCAAGAAGGGAACGACCGACAAACACACCCCCAGCAUCUACUUGGCAUCUCACACCUCCACGACUUCAAAGAGCAGCUGGGCUUUGGAGAAGCUUCCUCCUCGAAGAGGAGCUCUGAGUUUCACGCUGUCAUAUUUGACCCGACCCAGGGGGCAGUUGACGCUGUCCCACGGCAACUCAAGUUCCGAGUGGUCGUCAAUGAUGCCGUGCCAACGACACAGGUUUCCGGAGAUAAUUACGAUUACACAAACACCAGUCUGACCACAGCCCAACUGACCGUGACCCAGAUGUUCCUGACCUACUGGAAGAGACAGAACCCGACAUUGACCUUCAACCCCAACAUCGCCAUCAGCACCCAGCUGAUGCCUCAGCAGGAGACAGGGCACCACAUGAAGUUGGAUUCCCUGGAGAUGAUGAGCAAAUACAUGCCCUGCAUCUACAUUUGGCUCACUCUCUUCACCACAUUGUUGGUUGUAGAGGAGAAAGUCUCGAGGAUCAAGGAAACUUUAAAGAUUCUUGGAGUUGGUCAAUUCGUGUACUGGACCUCCUGGUUUUUAGCUCGACUUCUCGUAGGUACGAUCAUUUCCCUCAUUGCAUCCUUCGUCUGGACGGUGAACUUUGGCCAUGGUCCACUCUUCAAUAUGAACCAGAUGUUCCUCUUUAUCUGGCUGGUCGUCAUGGCCAUUGACAACGUGACCUUCGCCUUUGUGUUGUCCAGUCUCCUAAAUGACGCUAGAUUCACUGCUGUCUACACCAUUUUCUCUUAUGGUAUUCUCAACUACAUGGCCAGCCUGUAUGUAGUUGGCAACAACAGCUACCUCUUCUACAUCCUGGGACCGACCAUGUUCUCUUUCGGUAUAAACCUCUGCACUCUCAGUCUCUACGGCAAAGAAUAUGCAAUGAACAGCUGGGAUAAAGGUCACCGAACAUCGACCUACAACACCAAAUUCAUGGAAGGGACGGCGUACAUGGUUUUAAACAGUUUCUUCAACUGUCUUCUCUUGUGGAUCAUUGAGAAAAUUAUCAACAGCGAACAGACGAAAUUUGAAAACUUAUCCCCAAGGAAGAAUGAAAGAAAACAGACAAUCGCUGGGUUUUCCAAACAAGACGAAACGUACUUUGAGCAACCAGCGGGGAACGAGGACGCAGGGGUGGCGAUAUACGACUUGGUUAAGAUGUACGGCAAUGAGGUGGCAGUCGCUGGCAUCACGCUAGAAUUCUACAAGGACCAGAUCACGAUCAUCCUGGGCCACAACGGAGCGGGCAAAACGUCAACCAUCACCACGAUAUUAGGUUUAACUCCACUUACAUGUGGGCGGGCGGAAAUUGACGGAAAUGACGUCACCUCUAACAUAUCUGACCUGCGACGGACCCUGGGGUAUUGUCCCCAGCGUGAAAUGUUGUUCCCUAGGAUGACUUGCAUGGAGCACCUGGUUUUCUACUGCAAGAUACGAAACCAAGAGAUCAAGUACGACGAGAUCAACGAACUUCUCUCACAGCUGGGGAUACAGGACAAGGCUCAGGUCAACCCCAGCAAGCUCUCCGGUGGCCAGAGAAGGAAACUUGCCGUCGCAAUCGCUUUUGUUGGGAACACUACGACCAUAUUUCUGGACGAGCCAUCCACUGGCCUUGACCCCAGUGCCAGACGAGACCUGUGGAGAUUCCUGAAGAACCGGCGCUCUGGCCGGACUAUAGUGAUGACGACACACUUCAUGGACGAGGCGGACAUCUUGAGUGACCGUAUUGCCAUAUUGGCAGGGGGCGUGGUGGAGUGCUGCGGGACGUCCGCGUAUUUGAAAAAGAUAUUCGGUAUUGGCUAUAAAUUAACCUUCAUCAAGGGACCAAAGUGUAAGGAAUAUAACGUCAUCAAACACCUGAUGGAGUAUAUUCCGUCUGCUAUUUAUCAGUCUUCCACACGCACAGAGAUCAACUUCCGUUUGCCGGACCAGACCCUCAGUGACCUCCCCAAGUUACUCAAGAGCCUAGACAGUAGUCUUGCGACUCUCAAUGUGGAGUCGUAUGGGCUUUUUGCCACAUCAAUUGAAGACGUGUUUUUCAGAGUGGGCGAAAGAUUUGAAAUUAAAAAACGAUCCAAAGCAGAAUCGAUGGGACACAUCUUGCAGACUGAGAUGGAUCAAGAGCCGGUCGAAGUCGAAAAAAAAGAAUCUGGAAAAAAUUCAAAGGCAAAUACAGAACUGUCGUCAGAGAAGCCAAAAACUGGCUCCACGGUGGAGGUAGGUUCCAGCAAAGUGGACAACAUCCCCCAGACCCAGCCGCGCAAUGAUAUGGUCUCUAGACGGAGCAGCGAAACCAUCAAAAGCCUCAAGAAGGAUGGCGCUGAAUCCGUGAUGGGAUCAGUUCAAGAUGAAGUUCUGGAGACGAAGGCAGCUCCGGUCGACCAAAAGAACGUGGGCAUCCGCCUGCACACCCAGCAGGUGAAAGCCCUGGUCAUCAAGCGCUGGAUCAUGCUGAGACGGAACACCAGCACCAUCCUCUUCGUCACCCUCAUCCACGCCACCUUGACCCUGAUGUACGUCAUCAAAUCGCACGACAUCGCCACGACUCACCCACUGGAUUUUAACAUCAGAGACAUCCCAGGGACCUUGGCCGCUGUACUGGAACCGACGGAUCCAGAUCUUCGUGGAGUUUCUAAUAGGUUAAGGGCUUUGCUACAGGAGAGAAUGCAGGUGUUCACCGUGACGGAUCUACCAAAUGGAUUUAACGCAUAUUUCAUUGACUGGGCUGAAAGAAAUUCCGUACAAACCUACCGAAGACAACUUCUGUUAGGGUUUGAGAUCCGCAAAGCACCAGAGCCUUGUGUUGUUUACUACCAGUCUGAUUUUGUUCACCUCGAGGCUAUUGGGGUCCAAAUGUUGCUCAAUGCACACGUGCGUGAGUACCUGGGCAACGACUUCCAGGUCCAGACUGGGGUGUACCCGUACGGUCACAUCAAGCUACAGUCCUACAACCAGGGUAUCAGCCUGUUGCUGCUCCACUUUGCGGUCAUCUCAUUUGAGACGCUGAUCCUCAGUUGGCUCGUCUCAGAGAAAAGUACGGGAGCCCACACCCUGACCCUCCUCAGCGGAGUCCCAUCCUACAUGUACUGGGGCUCAAUGUACCUCUUCGACAUCGCCCUCUUCCUCUUCUACAUCGCCACCCAGUGGGCUUGCAUCCUGGGACAGCAGUCCUUGGAGAACAUCAAGGAACACGUCCACCUCCUCAUACCCAUACACUUCCUCUUCAUCCUGGACGUUCUGCCUUUCAUCUACAUCUUCAGCAAGCUUUUCGUCAAACCUACACUGGCUGUAUUCAUAUUUGUAUCAUAUGCGUUUUUACAUAUGCUCGCUCACUUUACAGCAUCUUAUUAUGUUAAUGAGAAGCUUCUUAUAUAUGUUAAUCACGCAUUUUUGAUGACGUCACCAAACACGAUAUUAAACGCUGCGCACACGAGAAUUCUUCUAUUUGAUUCAGAUGCUGGGCAAAUAACAACGACUGCCGUUUUUGCCUUUGUCAUACAUUGGUUUAUAUGUUGGUUUUUUCUAAUCGUCGUUGAAAGCCUUUUGCAUCGUGGAAAACGGUGUACAUCCGCCGGGUCCCUGCACGAUUUCAUCAUCCAGAAGCUUGAGAAGUCGCUCACCAAGAUCACCAACCUAGAGCCGCUCACCGAUUGUGACGACGAGGUCAUCGCUGAGAGGCAGAGGGUUCAGGGUUUAGAUCUGAAGAAGAUCCCAGAGCAAGACGAGGUUCUGAUGGUCAACCUGUGCAAGAAGUACCUGUCCAACACCCACACGCUGACCGCUGUAGAAAACACCAACCUUGGUAUCGCCAAGAACGAGUGUUUCGGUCUGCUGGGGGGUAACGGGGCGGGCAAGAGCUCAACAUUCAAGAUGCUGAUUGGCGAGAUUCCUUGUACGUCGGGAAAUGUUUUCUACCGUGGUCUAAAUUUGGAGACCAACAGGGCAAAGUUAUACCGUAUGAUCGGCUACUGCCCCCAACACGAUUUCUUUCAAGGAGAUCUUACGGGCAGGGAGGUCUUGUAUUUCUACGGGAGGCUGCGGGGAAUCAAGGAACACAAGCUGAAGCAGACGACAGAUUUCCUCAUCAAGGCGGCCGUACUAGAUAAAUAUGCUGACAAACAGACCAAGAUUUACAGUGGUGGCACCAAACGAAAGUUGUCUGUUGCUGUGUGUGUGAUCGGCGACCCCCAGUUUGUUCUGCUGGACGAGCCGACCACUGGGAUGGACAUUAUAGCCAAGCGGGCUAUCUGGGCCAUCCUACAAGACGUCCGCUCUAUGGGCAGUACCCUCAUCUUCACAUCACAGAGCAUGGAAGAGUGCGAGCUCCUGUGCAGCAAGCUGACCAUCAUGAUCCACGGCCGGCUCAUGUGUCUGGGCACGCCCCAGUACCUCAAGACCAAGUACGCCCAGGGCUACACCAUCACGGUCCAUGUCAAGGUCGACUCCGGCGUGUCUCUGGAGGACGUGGUGGCCUAUAUUAACAAAAUCUUUGACCACUGUGAGAUAUUCUGUAAAAUGGAAACCUACCUGCACAUGCAGAUUCCGGCUGGCGUGGUACGUCUAUCCAACAUGUUCAACAUCAUGGAGACGGCCAAGAAAGUUCUCAGGUUCGAAUCCUACACGAUCCAGCAGACGAACCUGGAGCAGGUGUUUCUGAUGCUGAUGAACAGAAACACAGGCGAGGACAAAACUGGCCACAACGUGUACAGCAUAGAAUGAUACGAUACUCCUCGCUGACAUCCGACGUGUGUAGUAUGCUCUCAUACCUACUUCACUUAAUUACCUCAUCAGUUUAAUUAUUAUUAUAGAUUAGAAUGAGGAAUUUUUUUUUUAUAAAUUUGCACCGAAAAUGUAGUGUGUAAAUCUCAAAGUUCCUAAUAAAAAAUUACCGUGGAGUUUUCUGCCUUUUUCAAGGGAAGCAACCGUUCAAAGUCUGUAGGUAAAAAAUAUACGCAGUUACUUCCCUUUGUCUAUGUUUUGUCAAAUGUGUGAUUGGGUAUAUCACUAUAUUCAUUGUUUAAAUUUAUAUGAUUGUUUUAAUUAUAUAAAUCAUGCUAAUUAAAUUGUUUAACCCAUGAAAGUUUCUUUCAUUUAAAAAAGAUAUA